Rhipicephalus sanguineus (brown dog tick) is the source of this 3637-nucleotide messenger RNA. RefSeq names its product protein ecdysoneless homolog (gene ecd). The record is from RefSeq and is a predicted model, not a curated record. Gene Ontology annotation, cellular component: nucleus. The coding region runs from base 11 to 2104 and encodes 697 amino acids. The transcript has 13 exons. NCBI's taxonomy places the organism in Eukaryota, Metazoa, Arthropoda, Arachnida, Ixodida, Ixodidae.
ACAUUCAAACAUGGCAGCGGCCAGGCGAAUUGCGGACGAUACUGUCCGUUACUAUUUGUUUCCAAAGCUCGAAAACCCGGUGAAGGCGAGACUAGAGCUCGAAAAGAGGGCCGAGCUGUACACGGCCAAGCUCCUACCCCUCAUCACCAGCUACAUCUGGCAAGACGAGCAGUUCAACCUGUGCGUCGUCGACGCACAAAGAGACGGUGUUCCGCCCCACCUGGAAGGUAGCACGUACUUCGGUGACAACGUCGAGGACGAAUGGUUCGUCGUGUACCUGCUCUACGAGCUCACCAAGGAUGACAAGGACUUGGUCGUCAAGGUCGAGGAUACGGAUGGAGAGUUCCUGCUUAUAGAGGCUGCUGACCACCUUCCAAAGUGGUUGAACCCGGAGACGAGCGAAAACCGAGUGUACAUCUAUCGCAACAGUCUGCAUGUGGUGCCCCUGGAGAAUGGCAAGGCCUCGGAAAAUGCCCCAGUGCCUAGAAUUGAUGAGGCCAUCACGCAGAUCAGGUCUCCGAUUGCGAAGACAAAGGCAACCCCGGCAGUGCAGAAGUCUCUGGCAGCACGCUUUCACGAUGCACCAGCGAGGCAUCGUGCCAGCCGUCACCGGGCCCACUGCUAUCUUCCGGCAGCAGCUGUGGCCUUGCUACAAAGGGACCCUGCCUUGCUGGGACCCGCAGUGGGAGCCUUCGUGUCACGUGACCCUAUUGACCUGAAGGCGCUCAGGGCCAUGAGGCACUUCCCACCCGAGACACGCGUGAUGGCGGAGGUGUGCUUCACCCGUUGCCUCUACGCUCAGCUGCGGCAGCAGCGCUUCACCCCCGACCGGCGAGUUGGCUGGAACAUGCCACCCCCUCACGCUCCCGAGUUCAUUGCCCACGACCUAGGCCUCAAAUUGGCUUGCGGGCUGGAGAUUCUGGCUGCCGGGUCGGACAAGACGACCUCCAACGGUGAACCCGACCUUGUCGAGCUUGGCGAUGACGUUCGGUGGAAGCGCUUCCUCAAGAGCCUCAGCACCAAGGGUUACUUUCAGGGCGAACUGGAAGGGUCUAAGUUGUACCACAGCCUGCUUCAGCGCGCCCGCGAGUACUUUGUGCAGACGGUCGCUGCAGCGGAGGAUGGGGAGAGCGAGCGCCGCGGAAGGUGCUCGGCUCGCGCGCGGGUCUCGCGCCUAUUGCGGCAGCUUGACGUCAACGUCGAGAAACUUCGCGAAGAGGGCGAGAAUCUGGGAGAGCCAGAUGACGAAAAAUGGAUGGAGGUGACACCUCAGGAUUUGGAUCGCCUGCUCGAGGACUACUCUUCCCGGAGUUCUGGAGGAGAGAAACUCAAGGGCACAGAAGCCACGCACAAGAACGAAGAAACCCUUGGGAAGACAAUUGCAGAGAGCCUAGAUCGCUUCGUGCGUCACGUCUCCGACUACGAAGGAGCGGAAGUGCCAUCGAAUGCAGCGGCCAAAGGGAAGUCACAGCCAAGCGAAGCCAACAAUCAAGCCAAAGGCGACGGCAUUGACUUUGAUCCUGACCGUUUCGUCGAGGCGCUCGGUGCUAUUCUCGACUUCAAGCUUCCGCAGUCGGAUGAUGAGUCAAGUUCAUCCAUGAGCAGCUAUGGAGAUGAAGUUGACUCUCACGAUCGCUUGGCCGACGUAAUUAACGGUGAUGAAGACAGCUAUGUCAGUGACGACGAGGACAACGACCUGAACGGACCUGGAGUGGACCUGUCACGCCUUGCGUUGGACAUGAAGAGCUACAUGGAGCUGAUGGACCAUGAACUGGCAGGAACAAAUGUUGGGCUGAGCUUCGAACGGCAGCCGGCUGCCAAGCCGGCAGCAGCUAAGAAGGAGGCCAAUCCAGAUUCCGCAUCGUCACCUUCCAAGCAGGCCAAGGAAGCACCGCGAGCCAUGGCGGAGAGCCUCGACGAACUAGACUCCGACGAUGACGAUGAGGCCGCUGGUGGCGACGGAUACCGGCCUGUCGACGUCAAUCUGACGGCACUCAAGAACAUUCUCGAGUCAUACAGCUCCCAGGAGGGGCUUCCAGGUCCCGCCGGGAACCUUCUCUCGGCCAUGGGGAUCAGCGUUCCAUGCAACGAGGAUGAUCAAUGAACAUUGUGUCUUCACAACAUAGGGCUGACUGUUUGAGCUACGUAUGAUGCGCUGCAAGUGUUCCAGCUUUUAUCGGUUGCUUCCAAGUCCAGCCGCAACGAUGUGUGCAACGUGUACAGUGUGUGUUUGUGAAGAAGGUGCAGUGGAAGUGUUUAAAUGUCUUCCUUCGUAGCAACGACUCAGUACUACUGGCAGUAAUGCCCGUCACAGAAGCAGCGAGUGUCCCGAACUGCCACAAUUACCACGUUCUGAUAUGCCGCUUAAUUGAUUAAAUAUUUAGAUUGCACGACUUCAUUGACAAUGUUAUGUCCACCCAGUAAUAGAGAUAGAGUAAAAAAGGAUUGAUACCACAAGUUUUCACGAGCUGAAAAACAUAAAGAAAGAUUCAGAAUUUAUCUUUACAAACUGAAAAUUUAUUCUCUCCAUUCGUUCUUGGACAUUUCUUUAGUACUAUCUUCUCACUGUCACUGCGUAUAGACUCCUACAUUGUAUGUUGUGUCUGAGACAACUGGUUUUUAUGAAUGAAUGUACAACAAACAUUAUGAGGGGUAGGAGGGUAGUCUAUACUAGCCAAUUUGUGUGGCAAUACAUGCAAGACCCCCAUAUGCAAAAGAGAGGACACUGCUAUGUUGCGGCAAACUUUGAACGUACUUUCAUAAUGAAAACUUACUGUUGCCAGCAAUUUAUGAAAAAAAAAACCUCUUUUGGAUUGCCACCUUUAGAUGACAACGUUGAUAAUGGUGACUCUAAUAGCAGGGUGCUGCCAGCACUGCAAACGCUAUUCUGGUUUUGUCUCGUCUGGUUGCAAUGCAAAGACAGUUUUCAGAUCCACGGAGUAUAAAGCGUGCAUUAGGGUAGGGAAACUGGGGUACUCAUGUAUGUAAUCAACAAAGUGCAGCAACUAGGAAAGUAAUAGAAGAAGAGUCCAUGUUGCAAUUGCCUUAUUGAAGCCAAUCGGUGCAUAAAGCAUGCACACUUUGGUGGAACCGCGUGACUUGCGCCAGUUCUAAUGUAGUCGUCUUAUGCUACAUGUCGACAUCCUGUAGGUUUUUCUAAUUGCUGCACAGGUGAUAAUUGUGGAGUAAAUGUAGACUAUAAUGCCGUUGUACGUAUCUGAAAGUUUGGGGAGGGAUGUGUUGAAACUCGUGCUGGUUUUGGGAUCCUUAAUUGCCCUAAAGUAAUUAAUUAAGUGGUUGGAUCGUUACUUUUAGUGGUCGAGUAGAUAAUUUGGUAUUAUAACACAUUGAAUGGUGCCUGCUGCUAGUAAUACUGUAAUUCAUUGCUGCAAAAAGACACAUUCUCUCCACUGAACUGAAUCUCUGCUCUUCCCAUUUUAUAGUUCUGCAAGUGUGAAGUUCUGCUCUUGUAUAGUUCUGCAAGUGCAAAUUGAACAGAAGAAACUGUCAGUAUUCGUUCACUCACAAGCAAGCUGCUGUGUUAUUACAUGCAGUGUUCGCCACAUGCGUCCCAAGUGUGCGUGUGGACGUUGGGAUAGCAGUGUUCGCAUUCCUGCCUGAAUAAAAAUGUCACACG